UGUUUCUCUCUCGCUCGCUCGCUCGCUGUCUCAAGGAGUUUUCUGCCAUUGCCGCUGCUCCUCUCACUGUCGCUACUUGGACUACGACCCGGCGGCAUUGUACUUUGUUUAUAGUGCAAGCUUUGAGACGUUCGUUAGGAGGAUAUUAUCAGUCCCGAGGUCUUAAUUAUUUCCCGACGACCCAUUGAGAUUGAGGAUAUAUAGACAUCAUGAGAAGUUAUAGCUGGAGAGGCCUGGUGGCUGCUACCUUGGGGUUGUGCAGUGUGGGAGUUCAUGCGCAGGGAACCAUCACGGAUCUGGGAUCUCUGUUAGCGGGUCAGAAGAACUUGACAACUUUCUACAGUCUGAUACAGAAAUAUCCUGAUAUUCUUUUACAAUUACCAUCAUAUUCGGGUGUCACGAUCCUCGCCCCGAAUAACGAUGCCUUCAAUAAGAUUCCUUACACGCAAUUGAACUCGGCAUUUGCCAACAACGACCAAGAUACCAUCACAAACGUCCUCGAAUACCACAUCCUGCAGGGAACAAAGGUGGCAGCACAAUUAGUGCCUGGUACACCAGUAUUCCUUCCAACACUGUUGACCGACUCGAAAUGGAGCAAUGUGACUGGAGGACAGCGAGUAGAGAACGUUGAGCAGUCAGGAAAUGUGGUUGUGUUCGUCAGUGGGCAAGGAAGCAGAAGUACUCUGGUGCAAGCAGAUCUAAUGUUCACCGGCGGCGUGGUCCAAAUCAUCGACUCCCUUCUCAUCCCUCCCACCGCCAUCGAAAACACAACCCAAGCCUUCAACCUCACCUCCUUUGAAGGCUCCCUCUACGCCUCCAACCAACUCCCCACCUUCUCCGUCCCCAACGUAACCAUCUUCGCCCCCAACAACGAAGCCUUCCAAGCCCUCGGCCCCGCCCUCACUACCAUGACCGCCGAGGAGCUCGCCACAGUCAUGGACUACCACCUCAUCUCCGGCUCCGUAAUCUACUCCACCGCCCUCACAAACGGCACCAAGCUCGCCACCCUCUCAGGAGAAAACAUCACCGUCUCCCACUCCGGCAACAACGUCUACAUCAACAGCGCCCAGCUCCUGACGACCGACAUCCUGAUCGCCAACGGCGUUCUCCACGUCAUCUCCAACAUCCUGAACCCGCAAGGUCCAGGCGCGCAACCUAACCCCGCCAUUGCAUCGCAGGGCCAGGUCUUCGCUUCCGCGUCCGACGUCGCCAAUCUGCCCUUCACGAGCGCGAUUCCGUGUACGAGCAGCUGUCCGGUGACGAGCACGACGGCCAGCAGCAGCACGGCGACGACGGCGGCGACGAAGAGUAGUUCGAGCGCCGCGGCGUUUACGACGAGUAGUAGUAAAGGGGUGGGAGCUGCGUUGGCGAGGGAGACGGGCGGGUUUAAUAAGGCGGCGGGGUUGAUGGUUGCGCUUGGGGGUGCGGUUAUGAUGCUUUGAUUUAUUGGUUGAGCGAGUUUGGAUUUUGGAUUUGGGUUUGAAUUCGAUGGCGAUGUAGCGUGUUUUGCUAUUUAUACCACUAUGGAGCGAGGAUGCUCUUUUGAAAGGG
Mollisia scopiformis is the source of this 1551-nucleotide messenger RNA. RefSeq names its product fasciclin domain-containing protein. The transcript is spliced from 4 exons. Gene Ontology annotation, biological process: macroautophagy. Bases 210 to 1442 code for a protein of 410 amino acids. Lineage: Eukaryota; Fungi; Ascomycota; Leotiomycetes; Helotiales; Mollisiaceae. The record is from RefSeq and is a predicted model, not a curated record. Gene Ontology annotation, cellular component: fungal-type vacuole membrane.